GGUGUCGUUUUAAGUUCUUGGGUUUUUCUUGCUUCUUGGAGAAAAAUUCAGACCCUGCAAGGUAGCAUAAGCAGCGGCCAUGUCGUGGAUGAAAGGAGAUUUGCUUUCGACCAGGAAGCUUGUCGGUGGCUUGGUUACACGAGAGCCUUUAUGGCUCAAAGCCAUGGAAGCUUCACCCCCUCCAGUGUUUCCUCGAUCUGAAGGGAAAAUCAAGAAGAUCGUUCUCCCAGAGGAUAUGCACGUGCGGAAAUUCUACAGCGAGUAUCCUGAGUCAAAAUAUGAAGACCCCAUCAAGAUCGCGUCAUGUGUUCCAGAACCAGCACGUGUAUUUGGAAUGCGAGUCGUAUUGAAGGAACAUGGCGUUAGCGAAGAAGAAGCCAUGGCUGUGGCUGAUAUGGAAUACAGCUCGGAGAAAAAGGCAAAGAAGAAGGCAUACAGACGACUGAAGGAACUUGCGAAAAUGCAGGGGAAGAAACCUCCACCUAGACCGUACCCGAGUGCCGUGAAAGGGAUACAAGCUCCGGAGAGGAAAUACGUGAAGGAACGUUUCCAAAUUCCAAACUUACGGAAGCUGGUUAAUCAGCUGAAACAGCAGAGAGAGCUGUUGUUGCAUGAUGGAACUGGAGGAGGAGCUGCUGGUAAGAGUAACUGGAUGAAUGAAUAAAGAUCCUGAUUCUCUCACUUGGGUAGGACAAUGUUUCUUCAUUUAUGUUUUGAGUUUCUGGUUUCCGGUUUACUGUGUAAUUGAUUUCAGUCCGGUUUAGCAAAAGUUGGUUCAGUUUGGUUCA
Tarenaya hassleriana is the source of this 788-nucleotide messenger RNA. RefSeq lists its product as uncharacterized. The record is from RefSeq and is a predicted model, not a curated record. NCBI's taxonomy places the organism in Eukaryota, Viridiplantae, Streptophyta, Magnoliopsida, Brassicales, Cleomaceae.